Messenger RNA from Striga hermonthica, 2907 nucleotides. The record is from the annotation of a GenBank genome assembly. Lineage: Eukaryota; Viridiplantae; Streptophyta; Magnoliopsida; Lamiales; Orobanchaceae.
AUGGAGUCCGAUCUCCCCAAUUCCCGCGAUGAAUGGAGUCCCGUCCGCACUCACGCUCUGGUGAAACAUCGCCGGACGGUUGCUCUCGGCGGCCUCCACGUUCUUCCCGAUGAAACAUUAUGCACGAUUCUAACGAAGCUCGCGCCUCACGAUAUUGGUCGCCUCGCUUGCGUGAGCAGUGUGAUGUAUAUAUCAUGCAAUGAGGAGCCCCUUUGGAUGGGUAUGUGCCUCAGCAUUUUAAAUCAUGAGCUUGAGUACAAAGGCUCGUGGAAGAAGACAACCUUGCAUCAACUAGGAUUGCAUGACAAGUAUUAUGAAGCUUGCAAACAAAAUUUGCACUUUGAAGGUUUUAGUUCGUCGUUCCUCUACAGGAGAUUAUACAGAUGUUAUACCUCUUUAAAAAGUUUCUCUUUUGAUGAUGGAAAUGUUGAGAGGAGGAAGAACAUGUCGUUAGAAGAGUUCCAUGAAGAGUAUGAUGGCAAAAAACCGGUGAUGAUUGAUGGACUGGCUGAUAAUUGGCCAGCAAGGAAAUCAUGGACAAGUGAACAAUUGUUGAUGAAAUAUUCAGAUACAAAGUUUAGGAUAUCACAAAAGAGUCCAAAGAAAGUUAAUAUCAAGUUUAAAGAUUAUAUUACCUACAUGCAAGUCCAACAUGAUGAGGAUCCUCUCUAUAUCUUUGAUGACAAGUUCGGUGAAGUCGCACCAGAUAUGUUGAAAGAUUAUAGCAUUCCCCAUCUGUUUCAAGAAGACUAUUUUGAUGUUCUGGAUAUGGAUAAACGACCGCCUUUUAGAUGGCUUAUUAUUGGACCAGAGAGAUCUGGGGCCUCAUGGCACGUCGAUCCAGGUCUUACUAGUGCAUGGAAUACUCUCAUCUGUGGCCGUAAAAGGUGGGCAUUGUAUCCUCCCGGAAGAGUUCCUUUAGGAGUGACAGUACAUGUGAAUGAAGAUGAUGGUGAUGUCAAUAUUGAUACUCCAUCAUCUUUGCAGUGGUGGCUGGAUUUCUAUCCUCUUCUUGGUGAUAAUGACAGGCCGAUAGAGUGUACCCAACUUCCUGGCGAAACAAUAUAUGUUCCGAGUGGGUGGUGGCACUGUGUAUUAAAUUUGGAGACAACUAUAGCUGUCACACAAAAUUUCGUUAAUUCCAAAAACUUUGAAUUUGUGUGUCUGGACCUGACUCCUGGUUACCGUCAUAAAGGCGUAUGCCGUGCGGGUUGGCUUGCUAUUGAUGAUGAUGAUUUUGAGGCUAUUAGAAAUAAAUCCCUGCCCAGCAAAAAUAAUUUGAGCUACUCUGACCUGUCUAGGAAAGAGAAGAGGAUCAGGAUAUGCCAGUCACUAGAAAAUAUAGAUUCUGACAAUGGUAGUUAUGAGACGCCUAAAAGUGUUAGUUCCUGUGAUUUAGAAUACUCAUAUGAUAUAGAUUUCUUAGCUAUGUUUUUGGAUAACGAGAGAGACCACUAUACCUCUCUGUGGAGUUCUGGAAACAUUAUAGGGCAGCGAGAAAUGCGAGAUUGGUUGUGUAAGCUUUGGAUUGGAAGACCAGGACUUAGAGAUCUCAUAUGGAAGGGAGCUUGUCUUGCUCUCAAUGCUGGAAAAUGGUAUGAUCGGGUGGAAGCAAUUUGUGUCUUUCACGAGUUACCUUCACCUCUGCACGAUGAGAAACUUCCAGUUGGCACAGGCAGCAAUCCUGUUUAUCUCAUUGACGACUAUGUGAUAAAAAUAUUUGCUGAAGGAGGGCUUGAAGCUUCACUAUAUGGGUUAGGCACUGAGCUUGAAUUUCAAAAUCUACUAAAUCAUCAGAAUUCCUCUUUAAAGAAUUGCAUUCCUUCUGUACUGGAAAGUGGGAUUCUCAUUUCCGAAAAUGGAUCGUAUAGAGUCUUUCCCUGGGAUGGUAGAGGCAUACCUGAAGUGAUUGCCUCCAGCAAUCUCAUUUCAGUAAACCAAACAGAUGUUGAUUACCCAUUUGGUGUUUGGGGCAAAAAACAGUUCGAAUAUCAAAAUGCUGGAAAGCCGUUACACAAGUCCGGAGAUUGUGGUAAAAGAUCAUUCGUGUGGCCGUACAUUGUGACAAAAAGAUGCAGGGGGAGGAUCUUUGCGGACCUUAGAGAUACCCUCUCGUUUGAAAACGUUCUCAAUUUGGCUUCCUUUCUGGGUGAGCAGCUGCAUGACCUUCAUGUUCUGCCUGUCCCUUGUCCAUCCCAUGGUAAUAGGAACGCCAUUAAGAUUGACCAUUCAGCUGAAUGGAAAUUGUUUAUCACGACUCUAAACCGGAAAAGAAAGGGUAUAAUGACACGUUUGUCUGAAUGGGGUGAUCCAAUUCCGGGCAACCUGAUAGAGAAAGUUGACGAAUACAUCCCACAUGACUUAACCCUGCUAUUUGAUAUUUAUGAGAAUGACACAGAGAUUUUGAAAUCUUGGACCUGGAUACACUCUGAUGUCAUGGACGAUAAUAUCUACAUGACACCUUGCCCCUCAGCAUCUUUAUCAGGGAAAUGUAAUGAAUCUCGUCUGGCAGAAAAUCCGCUUGUGGCAGAUUCUAACCACCACAGAGAAAAGGAUACCUGGUCCCCAAGCCACAUCCUUGAUUUUAGUGAUUUAACUAUAGGGGAACCUAUACUCGACUUAAUCCCAUUAUAUCUUGAUGUAUUCCGAGGAGAUUUUCAUCUCUUGAAACAGUUCCUUAAGAGCUAUAAGCUUCCCUUAACGAGAAAGACUUCAUCAGCGAAGGUGGUCGAGGGCAAAAGAUUUGGCCAACUCUCUUACAGAACAAUGUGUUAUUGCAUUUUGCACGAGGAGAAUGUUUUGGGAGCCAUUUUCAGCCUCUGGAAAGAACUGAGGACAGCAAACUCAUGGGAAGAAGUUGAGGAAAAAGUGUGGGGUGACCUAAACAACUACUCAGGCUUCUGUUAG